GUUGCUGAUGUGGCUGUGAUAUUUUGUUUGUCACAGUGAACAGCAGCUUCUAUUGAGCGUGCGAGCUCAUCGCUUACUAGGUGCCCUCCGAGUGCCCGCACGGACGGAACUAGCAAAACAUUAUGAACUCUUAACGUAGUAGCUACGACCUGGCUCGCUGGGGCGAGCUAGUCGAGCGGCAGGCAGAAUGCCACUUUACCACAGCUUCGUUGUGUGCGUAGUCGUUUUGUUACAAAGCGUACUGCUGAAGGCAACAGCUCUGCAGUGCAUCAGCGGGACCUGGAGCUCGUCGCUGCAGAGCUGUGUGCUGGAGGGCGUUCUCUCCAGCCGAAGAGCAGUGGGCUAUGUGCUUGCCACUCCUGCGCAGCUAGGACCAAAUGAUGUGCUGAAGGUGCACGUCCGCGGCGUGGGGCCGCGCCUCACAGCUAGCCUCCUGGUGGGCCGCGGCCGGCGCAACUCCAGCAGUGAGUACCGGCGCAUAGACGCCAGCGAGCUGGUAUUCGGGCUGGCGGCGGCAGAGCUGGGCGGAAACAACGUCACCGUGUACCUGGAGAACUACUCGCUGCUGGGUCUCCAGUUCACGGUGCUGGCGCACGUGCACCGGCCAGACGCGCUGCUGGGCGCGCGCGACUCGCGGCUGCUGGCGGAGCUGGGGGCGCAGUGCUGCCGCCCGCGCAGUGUGGGGCUGUGGUGCACCAGGCUUAACAUGCUGGGCGCGGCGCUCAACGUCGCGCGGCCGGGCCACACCGCUCCCCCCGUCGGCACGCGGGGCCCCGACGUGUGCAGCUACCCGGAGGUACUGUGCUCGCAGCCCACGGGGCCGGCGAUGGGGCCCGGCGCGGCGGCGGCGGCCUCGCUUUUGAAGCUGUGGAUGCCGGGGGCUCUGGACUGCGACGGCAGCUGGAGUGCGCUGGCGGGGCUGGCGGGCGCUACCUCGCUGGCGUGGCUGGACGCGUCACUCAGCGCGCUGGAGUUCCCGCUGUCCUCGCUGUCGCCGCUGCUGGCCUCGCCGGCCCUGUCGCACGUGGUGCUCACCGACUCCAGCCUCACCGGGCUGCUAUCGUAUGGCAACAGCAGUAGCAGUAGCUACAACAGCAGUAGCGACAACAGCAGCGACGGCAGCGGCGGCAGUAGCAGUAGCAGCGGCGGCAGUAGCAAUGACACCUCGGCCGGCAGCAGUGGGGCCGCGCAGCCGCCAUGGGCGGGCUCCUGCGGGGCGCUCGCUCCUCCGGGUCGGCGGCUGCUGGCGCUGUCGGGCAACGACCUGACCGGCGCGGUGCCGGACUGCCUGGCGGCGCACGCGGGGCUGCAGGAGCUGCAGCUGGCUAUGAACCUGGCGCUCACAUCGCUGCCCGGCAACUGGUCCGGCGCGACCUCGCUCCGGCACCUGGACGUCUCGGGCUCACCCGCCCUGCGCGGCCCGCUCACCUCCCUUCCACCCGGGCUGGUGCACCUAAACGCCUCCGGGACUAGCCUAGGAGGCGGCAUCCCAGCGCUGCCGCCCACGCUGUACACGCUAGACAUGCUAGAGGCAGGCCUGGUGGGUGGGAUAGCCGGCGCGGUGCCGCCUCCGGCGCCACCGCCCGGCCUGCCGGCUGUCGCGUCGCCGGCGGCGCUUGAGCCGCCGUCGUUGUCGGUAACCGGCGGCGGCGGCGGCAGCAGCACUGGCAGCGGGAGCGGCAGUGGCGGGGAUGUGGUCGGAGGGGUUGUGGACGGGGGCGGCGGCAGUAUGCGCGGCUGGUCGGACUGCGCCAACCUGACGUAUGUGGAUGUGGGCAGCAACGUGCUGCGUGGCGGCGUGCCAGACCUGCCUGACUCCGUGCUGGUGCUGUACUUGGACAACAACGCGCUGAGCGGGCCGCUGCCCGCGCCGCUGCCGCCCGGCCUCAUCAUCCUCAACGCCUCCGCCAACGCGCUGUCCGGCCCGCUGCCGCGCACGCAGCUGGACGCGCUGCGCUUCCUGGACCUCAGCCGCAACCGCUUCUCGGGCGGCCUGCCCUCCUCGCUGGCGAGCUCCAGUCAGCUCAUCUACCUCAAUGCCUCAUUCAACAAUGUCAGCGGCACACUUGUGCUGUUCGCGUUCAAGCUGCGCAGUACGCCCAACAGCCUGCAGGUCCUGGACCUGAGCCACAACUCGCUGUCGGGCUCCGUGCCCUCCUACCUGUCACAGCUGGCCGUGUUCAGUGUACAGGGAGCACUGCCCAGCUUCCCGCGCGUGCUGGAUCUCAGUUACAACCGGUUGUCAGGCUCGGUGCCGGACUUCGUCUUCAGGCUGCUUCCGCCGGUGGUGUGGAGCUGCCGCUGCCUGCUGCUGCUGGCGCUGAGCGGCGGCGGCAACCAGCUGACCUGCCCCGCCAACGCGCCGGCGCUGGACUCCACCUCGCUCUACAUCCUGUGGCUGUAUCAGGUCAACUGCAUGGACGCCCAGACCAACAUCACCUACAACCUGGCGCAAUGGCUGACGCCCAGCUUCCAGCGCCUCACCCUGCCCGACGCCAGCGCCACCGCCGGCGGCGGCAACGCCAGCACCGGCGGUAGCUCCGGCUCCUCCGGCCGCUCGCCGGGCGCCGGCAGCGAUACGGGCGGCUAUUGUGACGGCAGCGACCCAGUCGCCGCCGCCUCGGCGCUGUGCACGUACGGCCGCAACCCGUUCGCUAGGGCGGGCCAGGGCGGUGUGCCGGAGGCCCUCAAGUCAUUUGGCUGGCAGCAGAUCCUGACCAUGACGACGGCGCCGGCCAGCGCGGACGGCAACAGCGUGCCAGUACAGCUGUCAAGCAGCAACUCCCGCUCGGACAUGCCCUGGCCCCUGGCGAACAUCCUGACCAUCGUGUUGGCGUCGCUCACCGCCGCCAUUGUGCUGCUCAUAGUCGUGUACCUGUGCGCGCGCUCCUGGGUGGUGCGCCGGGAGCGGGCGCGGCGGCGGGCGCGGCGGCGGGAGAUUCGCGCCGCGCGGCUGGCGGGCCAGCGGCAGGCGUUGUGGGCGGACCGCAUGGCGCAGAUGGAGCGGGAGGCGGCGCAGCAGGACGGUGGCGCAGUCCAGCCGGCCACGUUAGGAGCGGAGUCGGUGGUGGAUGCGGAUGCAGACGCCGCGGACGGCAGCGAUGCAUCGAUGCCCGGGGCGGACGGGGCGCGCGAUAGCAGUCGCAGCACGGCAGUUGUGGUGACGGCGACUGGGUCACGGCCACAUGCAGGGGCGGUAGAGCUGCAGUCGCGGCACGCGCGGGCGCCAGCAGGCGCGACCGCAGCAGCAGCGGCAGCAGCUGUACCGGACAAUGCGAGCGCAGCAGCUGCUGCGCAUGUCGCAGCAGGCGGUGGCGCCGGCGCAGCAGCGGUGGGCGUGUCCGCGCAGCAGCUCCAGGCCCGCGGUGGGGCGGUGCUGGUGGUAGCGCAGCCUGGUGUAGGGGAGGAAGCAGUGAACGGAGCAGUGCGUUCGGCUCAGCAAGGCGCGGGACUGGAGCAGGGUGACCUGACCUCGGUUGCGGCUUCUGCGGCAGCUGCGGUUGCUGCUGGUGUGGCAGCGACACCUGGGGGGUCAGACGACGCGUUGCGGUCCGAAGAGGUGAUGCUGCAGAUGCCCCCUGCCUCAACUUUCGCGGCGGCAGCAGGCGGGGGCGCGCACAGGGAGGUGGAGGCGCCGCCGAGCCUCAAUGCGGGGGCGCCAGCCACUGCCGCGCAGGACGACAGGCGCGCGCGCGCGCCUCCCCAGUAGCUCGCGCUCAAUGAACGCUGUCGGGUGGAGCACGUUGGCAACUACUGAGUCUGGCAUGAUUGUAUGUGAGCAGUGUGAGAGUGUCAAUGAGCGAGUGAGCGGCCCGAGAGUGAUACGGUAGUGCCAGCAAUUAAGAUUAGCCCAUGCUGCACGCUGAAGAGCUCAAAAUCGGUACUAGGAUGUGUCGAUGCAGGAUGUGUCAGAACUGAAAGCUAAUGCUGCUAAGCGCACCUGAAUUGUUGUGAAUCAUUACGCCGGGUUGGAGUUUGGGUCGUUCUCGGAAUGGCGGAAGUGGGUUACGCGGGCCAGGCCUCUUCAUGGGUGUGUUUGUGCUCCAUCUCAUGCGUCGCGGACAGGCAUGGCAAUGCAGCCCUGAUCACCUGAUGCAUGGCCCCACGAGUGCCGCAGUACGCAUCAUACCUGGCUCUGGCCGGCGUAAGGGCGGUGGGGGUGGGGGCUCGGGGGCUGGGCUGGCGGUGGCUUCGGACACAAGGCUUCGGACACAAGGACGUGUGGUUGCGCCGACCAGAGCACGCCUGCCGCCCUGGGCCACUGGCACUUUGUCCUUAUCGGAUGGUUGGGACCGCAGGGGAUCGCAUUCAUGUCUCGUUUCUGUGUUAGUCUGUUAGAUCUGCUGUCUGCAGUAGGUGAAAUCGGGGCUGCAGCGUCGCGCCGCGGGCGUCAGUUCCCAUUCUUUGUACGGGCGGCCCUGGGCGGUCUGCCCACGCGCCACGUUUGUGGUCUGCAUGUAUGCAUUGUGCAUUGAAUUGCACGUGCAAGGGAUGUAUGCUGAGUGUAUCACGAUCAAUCAAGAAGUGUGUAGAAGUGUGAAACAUUAGGGAGUACAGGAUUGCAUGUAUGCAUCAGGUUGACCCCACGUGCGGACACGUACGGUACACACGCCAGCCCGCCAGUCAUGUCCGGCUUGGUCAUUGGGCGCUCAAGCUCUUUGCAGCUUAUACCACCUACAAAAGAAAUCUGUAAUUGUAUACCGGUGCGGUAAUGGCGCAUUGGUGCGCGCAUCCUUCCCUGCCUUGGUCAUGUCUAGCGGUGCGUUUGAAAGGCCUGGAUACUAAGACAUCAGUGCACCCCCGAGGCCCCAACCCCCAGUACGGCACUUCGAGUGCAUCGCUGCCUCUAAAAGGGAAGUGGAGUGAAACGCUGGUUAAACUGCCUCGUCUGUCACCCAGGUAAUGAAGGAUUGUAACCUCCACGAGAGCCACGCUACUAGCCGCUGCCACCAGCAUGCUCCGUACCGCAUUCUGCCCAUGAACACCGGGAACCAUUGCUGCACGCCAUACAACGCAUUCCUUCGCAUAUCAAGUGGAGUUCGCCCGACG
Messenger RNA from Chlamydomonas reinhardtii, 5049 nucleotides. RefSeq lists its product as uncharacterized. Lineage: Eukaryota; Viridiplantae; Chlorophyta; Chlorophyceae; Chlamydomonadales; Chlamydomonadaceae. The record is from RefSeq and is a predicted model, not a curated record. The coding region runs from base 188 to 3709 and encodes 1173 amino acids. Gene Ontology annotation, molecular function: protein binding. The transcript is spliced from 15 exons.